Pangasianodon hypophthalmus (striped catfish) is the source of this 881-nucleotide messenger RNA. It is a transcript of the gene phpt1, whose product is annotated as phosphohistidine phosphatase 1. The transcript is spliced from 3 exons. Bases 66 to 431 code for a protein of 121 amino acids. Gene Ontology annotation, molecular function: protein histidine phosphatase activity. Lineage: Eukaryota; Metazoa; Chordata; Actinopteri; Siluriformes; Pangasiidae. Gene Ontology annotation, biological process: peptidyl-histidine dephosphorylation. The record is from RefSeq and is a predicted model, not a curated record. Gene Ontology annotation, cellular component: cytosol.
ACGAGCUGCAGAACAGGAGCCGAAGAGUUCCCGGAUGUGCAGUGGGACAGUGUAGAGAGUUAAUAAUGUCUGCUGAGCAUCUGGCCAAGAUUCCUGAAGCUGAAAUCGACCCGAACGGCGUGUUUAAAUACGUGCUCAUACGAGUGCACAGCAAAAGCGACGAGUCGUACGUGGACAUAGUGCGCGGCUACGCGUGGGCUGAGUAUCACGCUGAUAUCUAUGACAAGGUGUCUGGUGAGCUGGAGAGAGCAGGCGGUGUGGACUGUGAGUGUAUAGGAGGCGGCAGGAUCAGACAUGACAGCGCUAACAAAAAGAUCCAUGUCUACGGCUAUUCCAUGGGCUUCGGACGAGCCAAUCACGCCGUCUCUACGGAAAAACUGAAGACGCGAUACCCAGACUAUGAGAUCACAUGGGCAAAUGAAGGCUACUGAUUCACUGACCAAGAUUUUACCAUGGUGGCCAGUCCAUGAACAAUCCUCAGAUUUGAGCUGUUUAUGAAACAACAGCUUGUUCUCUUCUCUGCUUGAACAGGAUGGGAACUACGACCCAUCAGUGUGUGAUGUCUCAGAAGCUGAAAUCAAGGGAUUUCUCAUUAUGUUUACACAUUCAGUACCUUAUUAAUACUCUUUAUUUAUAUGUUUGUUCACUAAAAAAAUGGCCCAAAUGUGGUUUAAAGACUAAUUUUGUUAAAUAACACAAUGCUAAAGGAAUUAAAUUGAAUGAACUGCUAGCAGUUGUUAAGAAUUAUUAAACCAUAAUCAUGCCACACAACAAAUGAGCUUCAUAAGAAGAAAUAAAUUGUAUGUCUUAUGGAUUAUUUAGAAUUUUACUUUUGUAUUCAUUAUACACUUGAAAAAAUAAAGCUAAGACAUUAUGACUUA